Molecule: messenger RNA, 8888 nt
Organism: Pleuronectes platessa (European plaice)
Lineage: Eukaryota; Metazoa; Chordata; Actinopteri; Pleuronectiformes; Pleuronectidae
Gene: fhip1b
Product: FHF complex subunit HOOK interacting protein 1B
Exons: 12
Coding region: 643-4113 (1156 amino acids)
Biological process (GO): endosome to lysosome transport; endosome organization; lysosome organization
Cellular component (GO): FHF complex
Source: RefSeq, a predicted model, not a curated record
GUCAAAGGAAGAUGGCUGCGCGAGAGAGGAGAGUGUCUGAGGAAUCAUCUGAUGGGAUGUUUAUCUGUCGCUAACAGGAUGCACGGCAGCCCGAGAGAAGCAGUGGUUCAUUCGUCAGCUGCCCCGGCUCAGUGCGGUCAAACCCAGCGGUUGUCCCCGGCUCCUUGUGUCGCGGCUCGCCCCUUCACUGCUCUGACAUUGUGGAAUUCAUUAGCAGCUAGCCGCUAGCCUCCGAGCAGCGCUAACUCGCUAGCAGGCAGCUAGCAGGUUUCUGUGGACCCCUCGCAACAACAGACAGAUACAGACAACCAAGAGUGCCCGUCCUGACCGGCUAUGGAUUGGUGUUGGCUUCAGACUGGAUGACAGGGUCACACAGUUUCUAAAGCAGCAGCGGGCUUCUCUUGGACGUACACUGACUGGCAGUGACAGCCCAUGCAGUCGACCUCCUUUGCUGCCUUCUCUCUGGAAACACUUUUCCUCCCCUUUAUCCUCCACCUCCCCUCCCCUUCUUAUUCUCCCUCGUCAGCCAUCUUUUCCCUUUCCUCCCUCCUAAUUUCUGUUAUACUUCGACCUUUUACUCAACCCCUCUUCCUUCUUCUUUGAGUUCGUGUGACUUUUGACCUGCUGCCUGCUGGCUCCAUUAUGAGCUGGCUGAGCAGGUUGAACCCGCGAGGCUCUGGGAGUCGGUCUGGCCGGAGCGCCACCCCCUCCAGCCCCUGCACCGCAGACCCAGAGACCUGCCUCAUGGUGUUUGAUAACCAUUGGAGACAGCUCUCUUGGGUGCUGGAGCAGCACGAGCCUUCAUCGUCCAGCGACGACCUGACAGCUGUGAGGAAUCACACAGACCAGAUGUUGUGUCUGCUGGCAGAGGAGAGGCCUGCUGAGAGCACAGAGGGCGGCCCCAGUGUGCCACCCAUGGGCCCCAUACUGGAGCUGGUGGUCACUGAGAAUAUUCUGGAGUGCCUGGUUCAGUGGCACCUCCGCCGCGGCUUGGAUCCUGACAGCCAGGGGGCGCUGCUCAAGCUCUUUGAGAUGCUCAUCGGCCAGUCCCAGCAGCCUCUGCUACAGCACACAGCCGUUCUCCACCCCUUGCUGAGGCUAAUGGGAGCUUGUGCUGACCCAGAUCUUGGUUGUCCUCCAGUGCUGGAGAACAGCUUGGUACUUCUGCUCAACCAGGUGUGCGUGACCAUGGCCCGGCAACCAGUGGUUCUAGAGAUGUUGUUCCGUGCAGCACCAGCCCAGCAGGGCUCCACCAACCUGCUGAUCUUCUCCCUCCUCGUGCCAUUCAUCCACCGCGACGGAGCGAUCGGACAGCAGGCUAGAGACGCGCUGUUGCUGGUCAUGGCGGCAUCUGCGAGCCACGAGGCCGUGGCGCGCUACAUAGCAGAGAACUCCUAUUUCUGCCCGGUGUUAGCAACAGGCCUCAGCGCUCUCUACUCCUCUCUGCCCAGAAAAAUUGAGGUUCGGGGAGACGACUGGCACGCCCUGCGGCGGGAGGACUGGAUCGGUGUGUCGUCACUCGUGCUGUUCAUGAACUCCCUGGAGUUCUGCAACGCUGUGGUGCAAGUCGCUCACCCCCUGGUCCGCUCCCAGCUCCUGGACUACCUCCACAAUGGCUUCCUUGUACCUGUCAUGGGCCCCGCCCUUCAUAAGUCGUCGGUGGAUGAGAUGAUUGCCAGCACCGCCUACCUGGACCUAUUCCUGCGUAGUGUGACAGAGACUUCCCUCCUCAAAACCUUCCUGCGCUUCAUCCUGGUGCAUUGCCACGACAACGACACCAUCCUGGACACAUUGCUCACACGCAUCAGCAGCAAUUCAAGGCUGUGCAUGGUCUCACUGAGCCUCUUCAGGACUCUGCUCUCUCUGCACUGUGAAGACAUCAUGCUGCAGCUUGUUCUCAGGUAUCUACUGCCCUGUACCCAUGUCAUGCUGAGUCAGCGUCGGGCCAUCAGAGAGACAGACAUUUAUGGAAAGUCAGCAGACAAGUUCCUGUCACUGAUCCCCGAGUGCUGUCGGCUGGAUGCAGCGCCCUCUGCUGAGCGGGAUGAGGACAAUGCCUUCUGGGGCAAAGUGCUGAAUAGUCCAAGUACAGAGUCUCCUGCUCCACCCAGACCCAGCACCCCAUCCCGCUUAGCCUUCUUCAUCCGCCAACAGAGCAGUGGAGGAGGAUCAGGGGGAGGGGGUCCCUCUACGCCCACCAGCAUUGAGCCGCUGCAGUCUGGUCCUAACAGCUCUCACCCUUUAUCACCUGACAGCCCAAUGCACCAGCUGCAGACACACACAGAGUGUCUUGACUGGGACUCGGGUUACCUGGAGUACCUCAAAGACGCCCGACGAGGCAUCGAGCUCUGUUCCUGGGCCUGCCGAGACUGGUCAGCACCCUAUGAUGGAGAAAACCCCUCCCCAAUCACAGCCCCUCCACCCCCACCUCCCCCCACCUCCAACCCCUCCAUGGUCAUGUUGCCUGAGCACUUCUCUUUUCAUCAGGGAGGAAGCACUAACACCCCUCCUGUCCAGCAGAGGGCAGCCAUUGUGGCUGCCGCAAGGUCUGAGUGGAGCAGUUCAGAGCGGGACAGCGGAGAGUGGGACAUUACGAUCGGCAAAAACAGCUGCAUCAGCCUCACGCCUCGCUCCAAGAAACGCAGCCUGCAGAGGGAGGAGCUGUUGCCAAAACCUGUACCUCCUCUGGUCCCGUCUUCCUCGUCUUCAGCCACCUCUCUAACAACUUCCCAUGCCGCCUCGUCUCCAGCUCCUCACAUUCCCACCUCAGCUAUCACUGUUAGCUACCAGGCCAUGUAUAACGGAACAAUGGGACUGGGGGACGGCUGCUCAGACAGUCGAGAUAGAGGUCUGGAGGUAAAGAAAGUGAAGAGAGAUUUAGGGGAGCAAGAGUAUUUGGAUGAAAAUUCAAAUCAAAAUGGAUCCCUCGUCACACGUCCCUCACAAAGCUGCACAAGUCUCCCACAAUCCAUUUUUAACAGCAGUGACAUCAGUGAUGAAAAAUCGUGCCCUAACCAGAUUCCCUCACAGAGCUCAAUUUCCCAACCAACGUCUGACACCAAACUGCUGACCUGCGACACCUCAAACCCGCACAGUGUAAACUCAGAUCUUCCAGAAGCCAACCAGACGCAGCAGUCUGUCGAGAGUCUCAUCGAGGAGCUGCUAGAGCAAGCACCAGGGGACCCCCAGCUCCCUCAAGACACCAAUGGUCAGGGCAUCAGCAUUGAGGCCUUCACACAGGAACUGAGAGAGCUGGAGGACAGGGUGAAGGAACGCUGCAGAGCAGCCAGUCUACAGGAGGAAACGAACAGAGAGUCCCUGACAGCUGAGCGGCCGGAGGAGGAACAGCAGCCGUCCUUGGCCCUGGAGGCAAAGCUGAUAAGUGACACAAAAGUAGAGGGCAAUGUGGUGGGCAUUUAUAGUCCUGCCAGACCAUUAAGCCAGCCGGCCUCGCAGCCAUACACAGGUCCAUUUAUGGUGGUUCUGUUUGCCAAGCUGGAAAACAUGCUCCAGAACUCACUGUAUGUCAACAUCCUGCUCACGGGCAUCGUGGCCCAGCUGGCCUGCUACCCUCAGCCCCUCCUGCGGUCCUUCCUGCUCAACACCAAUAUGGUCUUCCAGCCCAGUGUCAAGUCACUGAUCCAGGUUCUCGGUUCUGUGAAGAAUCGCAUUGAGGCAUUUGCAGCUUCCCAUGAGGACUUCCCUGCCAUGCUGAAGAAAGCCCAGCAGUACCUGGUGGCCCGAGGCAAAGUGGACUGGACCGACUCGCCUGCAGCCGUUCCCCCCCUGCGCCGCUCGGAUUCAUUAGUGAAGAGUCGUAAGCCAUCUCUCGGAGACCUGAUCCUUCGUCACACCAACAGCCCGACUCGGGCCCGGAAUGCCGCUCAGCUGGCCCUGGCACACGUACGGGAUGGCAGCCAAUCACUGACUAGCGCAUUGUUCCGGGGCAGUGGAGGGUCAUCAGGCCUGGAGAAGCAAGCCGAGGCACUGCGAGUGAAGAACGCCGUCUACUGCGCUGUCAUCUUUUGUGAGUUCCUCAAGGAGCUGGCUGCCCUGGCUCAAGAGCACGCCGUCACCCUGCCCUUCCCGCAGAGCCAGGAGGUGGAGGAAUAGACGGUAAACACAGACUCCUGAAAUCUAGCUCUUAGCCUCCAUUUCUUUUUGUCUAGGUUGUAAAAUAAGAGUUGUAUAGGAUUCACCCAUCACCAGAGGACAUACUGGAGCACUGAGACUGUUCAGUCACUGAUGAGGUCGUCUACAAUGUCACAGAGGAAAACAGUGGCAAAUUUUGUACCAAAAUCAUUAUAGGAAACCUAUAGGACUAGAAGUACUGUCCUCAUCUGUAAACGAAUGAUAGAGUGCAUAUCAUGUAUUAUAUUUACAUUCUAUACACACAAAAAUCUCUUUUUUGGAAAGAAACAAGAUUUGGGACACAUACCAUGUCAUGGUAUAAAAGCAUCAGAUAAAGAAAUAGGUGCACAUACUGGUGCUAGUCAGUGCUCUAUAUUUUAAGAUGAAAGGUGCUUUCAGGCGGCACAGAGGAGACAGGGGUUUUAUCCUCAACAAAAUUAUCACAAACACCAAAAAACUGAAAACGUUGAAAAUGUGAGAUACAUGAUGAAAUACAAAGUGAACCACUCAGCUUCUCCGCCUCCAUCAAGGAGAGGCCAAAAGAGAACGAUCACAGAAAAAACAUUGAAGAAGAACCUCAAGUGUCCAUUUUGUUUCUAAAAGGCUCCACUGCUGCAAAGACUCAAUGAACUGGAAGAGGUGAGGCGAGAGUGCCACUUUCUUUCCUGUGAAUCAGAACGACCAUCACAAAUGUACUGGAAUUAAUUUUUUAACAUUUUGUUUGAAAUGUGUUUUUCGUUGUACAUUUGCACCAUUUUCUAGACAUAUCAGCAACACGUGGGAGCAGGUGUGACUGUGUUUGUGAACGUUUUUAAAAGUGACUCCAUUUUCGAAAGGUGGCGUUGAGUCAUCAGGCCGUCGCUAAGCCAUUCACCUAUUGCCAUCAAAAAAGGUCAGCGGGAUUGAAAAGGCAGCGCAGCUUUACAGUGCAUAUCUUUUUAAUGUGUCAUUAAGUCUUUUCAUCAGACCUUAGAGUCAAGGAGAAAAUGGCGAGAAGGGAAGGAUUUUUUAUUUUUUCUUGAUGAUUUCCAUUUACUUUGAACUGACAGGAAAAGGUCCUACUUCAUGGCUUUUCUUUAAACAGAUCUUUUGUCUGAGCGAAGAAUUAGGCCCCAUAAGAAGCUAAUUUCAUGUCCUUUUUAAGGUCCCGGUUUUAAUCCGCUUCAAAAUGUUUUGUCUUUUUCGGAUGAGACAGGCCAAACUGAACAUACAAGCGUUCAUCUUGAAAUAUAACAUGCUGCUAUUUUUCUUUUUUUAAACACUCGCACCCAGUUCCGUUUGAAUUAUACUUUCACUUCAUCUCAUUGUUAGGUACCAAGUAUUAAAUGUGUGUAGAAGAUGGUUCAGUGCCUGUGAUGUGAGCGGCUUUUUUUUAUUUAUUAUCUUGUGUCAGAGAUUGAAUGAAGUUGCAGUCAAAGUGUUAAAAGAUUUUACCAAGUUAAAAUGUCAUCUUUCAACAUUGAGGCUCGCAAAUGUUGCGUGUGGGGACUUUUAUAAGAGACGGUGAUACUUCAUUUUUACAGGUCUGUAAUUUUUCUAGAAGAUUAUCAGGAAAUAACCUGUCGAAUGAAGCACGACACCGGUGUGAGUGCAGUGUUGAAUCCAACUGCCCAUGGCCCAGCUUUUUGUGAAGUAACUUGUUCUUUUGCACAUACUCGCCAUCCUCCCUCAACUUUCAGCAGCGGAGAAACUGCCUGCAAAGUCUUAAUCUCUGAAACUGAUUACCACAUCAUUUUUUCACAGAUGUCCUCUUUCUCAACAAGUCGAAGCCGCCUCGACUUGUCAAAGCCAUAGCCGUGAUCUUCCUGUUUGUACAUGUAGUUCUUCAUCACUUUUCUACACAAUUUCUAGACACAUUUUGUAACCCCUCCAGGUUUAUUCCCAUACAUACCAUUAGUUAGGAGUCUCUGCAUGCCUGUUAAGAUCAGGUUUAUGAUUAAAUAAUGGAUUAAAUAGCGUAGGGUAAGUUUUCUUUGGUUUGUGCAAUAGUGCCGAGCUUACGUUAGCCUCCAUGCGGUAGUUUUUUCUUAGUGGUUUUAGUGAGUCAUCCGGGUGCCUGCAGAGAUCAACAGCGAUGAACAUGUUUCACACUGAAUAUUUGCUCUAUAAUCAAAUUGGUAGAGAAAUCACUUCUGUAUUUUACCCGCUGCCUUCUGUCCUUCCAUCUGUUCAUCAAGUCUGUUGUUCAUCCACGUGUUCAGAACAAGAUUAAUUUUCCCCUCGUUCCGGGGAAAGAAAGUCCAGAAGGUGGCGCAGUUAACAAAGUUCCCUACUUUUACAUUCAACAGUUGUGUUUUAAUUUCACUAUCCUACUAAGAGUUAUGUUAGAGUUCGGGCAUAUUUUAAGCAUCUUGGUAAAUGUCUACAGUCUGCCCUGUAAGUGGUUAGAGUCAGUUGUAUGUUACUCAUACACAUAUGUAGACAACAAGGACAAUUUCUGUGACAACAUUGGAAUCUCGCAGACAGUUUCUUUGGACCUGGUCUUAAAAGUUAUUCAUGAAGCACUAUUUAUACGUUGAAAAGCUGCAGCUAUUAGAGCGUUGAUCUCUGCCAAGGCCCAACAGUCCCCUUAUGAAAACACUUAAGUUAACUGGAUCUGGAUUUUUUUGGGGACCCUAAACAUACUAUCCGGCAAUGUUAAAGAAAGGGGCCCUUUGUCCAGAUCUGUAACUAAAUUAAAUGGGUUCCUUUUUUACCUAUGUCCCAUCCUUUCAAAUAGUUUCAUGGAAAUCCGUUCAGUAAUUUUAGUAAAAUUUUGAUUAACCGAAUAACAAACAAGUAAAAAUCCAGAUUUAUUCUUAAAAUGGUGAUUUUAUUUUUCCCAGAUGAAGUUUGGACAGUGAAACGUUUUUCACAGGGUGACCACAAGUUUCAGAAGUUCAAUUGUCGGCAUUGAUCCUGUUUGAAAGCAAAUCUUUCUUUCACUUUGAACUCUUUGUGUUUAUUUAUUUUUUAUCAUUCUCUUAUUUUUCAUUAUAAAAAAUACUAAAGACAUUAUUGUGAAAAUGUUUGUAGGGGGUGUUUUGUCUAAAGGAGAUUAUUUCUACUCGGGAUUUGUCAGACGAAAGCAGAACGUAAUAUAGAAAAUCUAAAUUCACACAGUGAAAUAACUAACUAGCGGACACUGUUUUUAAAUUUGCAUUUGACGGAAAGAUUAUUUUUCAAGCAGCAACUAUCGCAGCUGGACGCUGAAGCCAAAGCAGCCAUUUCUAUCUGAUGUUCUUCAAAUGGCCACAAGAAAACAAAAUUGCAUUGUCAUGAAGUGACAGAGAAAACCAAACUAAUGAUACUAACUCAAUUAAAAGUUGCACAUAAUAUAUAGCCUGUGUACCACAACAUGUUAGGGCCUCAAAAUGUGUAGAGUCAUAUUUUUGAACACAAUGAUUUGAAUAACAGGCGUCUCAUUCAGUUGCUGUUUAUCGAAGACCGAAAAUGCCAUUUUUUUAAAUAAAUAAAUAUUAUUUGAAUUCAUGAAUAUAGAAACAUUUAUAAAUUAAUUGAGAAGUGAAGAAAAGCAUAAAUAAAUAAAGACAUGAACAUUUAUAGCCAUUUUCUUCGGAAGCCUAUUGAAUUCACUUGAGAGAAAAAAUCUUUCCUGUUUUUAUGAAUUAACAAGAUAGUUAAAUCAUUAAUUAGCUUCAGUAUUUUUUAUCACCCAACUGUAUUCAUUUGUAUUUAACUUUUUUAUCUGCAUUUAUUAUAUUUUUUUAAAUAUAUAGAAAAAUAUAUUUAUUUAAAAUUUUGGCAGUUUAGAUUUUCCACAGUAGUUUUCUUGUUUCCUCACCUCAUCUACACUCAAGACUCCAAAUCAUCUGUUUGAUAAAAAUGUUGAUUAAAAAGAAAAAAAUUAUUUCAUCAUGUUUUGACUGUAAACUGACAACGUUGGUGCAGAGUGUUAAACCCAAAGCUACGUUUAAAAAAAAAAAUCAUGUCCGUUUUCUCCCGUUGUCUUCAGACAGAUUUACUUGAACAUUACAAAUUUUCUGUCACUUAAAGAUGUAUUCUGUUGGAUGAAUAUUUAAAUUUUUUAGUUUGUUGCUUUUCAAUUCAGAGCACUCUAAUUUUGAGUUGCUGUGUUGUGUUUAUUCAAGGGUACAUGGAAACACACUGCAAACAGAAAACCAAAGUGUAAAACUGUCACUUAAUAUAGAAGUGAAACCAACAGCGACACAACUUAAAAGCAGCGGAGCUUCAAGUAGCAAGGCUGCGAGGUCCUUUAACUUUAAACACACAUACCAUUCAUUUCAGCAACUCACUUUUUCACUUCAACUAGAAACUAGAAUCUUUUCUCACUCCUGAUCUCUUAGUGUCAGAAACACUAUGUGCCAUGUUUUUAGAAUUUUUAUUUAAUACAAGGAUUUGUAUUGCUUAUCAUGGGAUGUACUACAUCUUCAUUAGUUUUUCUUUCUUUCUUUCUUUGGAAAGCUGUGACUUUUCACUAAUAUUUCUCCCCUGUGAUCUAUGCAAACAUGCUCUAAUGUCCCCUGUUUGAAUCUGAGAAGAUGAUUUAAUGUGUAAAUACUGUAAAAAUGGGGAAAAAAGCAAUGGGUCAGAAAUGUAGAGGUGUGUGAAAUAAUCAACGGGUCAGCCUGAAAAUCACGCUAAAAUAAUGUAAUGAUGUUGAAUGUUGUCAGAAAUAUUUUUCUAUAUUUUGAAAUCAUUAGAAAAAAGGACAAAAUAUAAAGUGGGAUAAGCUGUCAGAAGAACACUACAAAGGGAAUGUUUUUAUUAAUUUAUAAAUUCUUUGCCUAGCAAUA